Messenger RNA from Camelina sativa (false flax), 1236 nucleotides. The record is from RefSeq and is a predicted model, not a curated record. Lineage: Eukaryota; Viridiplantae; Streptophyta; Magnoliopsida; Brassicales; Brassicaceae.
AUGAGCUCUUCCCCUAAUGAGUCUGCUGCCACUGUCUCUGACACCAUUGUUGCUAAUGCUCACACCUUUAUCAACAUCAACAUGAGUAAUGUCCCUAAACUUACUCCCUCUAACUAUCUCAUGUGGAGUCUCCAAGUCCAUGCGCUACUUGAUGGCUAUGGUUUUGUGGGACAUCUUGAUGGUUCUACCGCGGCUCCACCCACCACCACCACUGUUGCUGAUGUCGUUACGGCGAAUCCGGCGUUUCAGAUCUGGUCACGACAGGAUUGCCUCAUCUACAGUGCUCUGCUUGGAGCGAUUUCGUUGUCUCAACAACCGAUUGUCGCUCGUGCCGUGACCACUCAUGAAGUCUGGACAACUUUGGCGUCCACCUAUGCCAAUCCCAGCCGUGGUCACAUCCUUCAGUUGAAGACUCAACUCAAACACUGGACCAAAGGUGACAAAACAAUUGAGGUUUACCUUCAAGGUCUUGUCACCAGGUUCGAUCAACUUGCCAUUCUAGGCAAACCAGAGGAUCUUGAAGAUCAAAUUGAGAUGAUUCUUGAUGGUCUUCCUGAGGAGUACAGGCCAGUCAUUGAUCAAGUAGAAGGACGCGACACACCUUCGUCAAUCACAUACCUGCAUGAACGUCUCAUUAACCAUGAAUCCAAGCUUCUGGCGGCCACUUCCGCAUACUUGUCUCCGCACUCCACUCCGCCUGCUCAUUUUCACCCGAACAACCGUGGUUCUCGUCCAUAUCUUGGUCGUUGUCAGAUUUGCGGAACACAGGGACACAGUGCUCGUCGGUGCCCUCAGUUUCAACCACUAACGACACAGUCCAACUCACACUCCUCACCAUGGCAACCUCGUGCCAACCUUGCUGCUAGCGCCCCGCUCAAUGCAAAUCAAUGGAUCCUUGAUAGCGGUGCCACUCAUCACAUCACCUCUGAUCUCCAAAACCUUGCUCUUCAUCAGCCUUAUCAUGGUGGCGAUGGUGUUGUGAAUGCUGAUGGCUCCAGCACUGCAAUUACUCAUACUGGUUCCCUCUUACUUCCAUCCCCAUCUCGUAUUUUAGAAAUACAUAAAGUGUUAUGUGUUCCUAAUAUCAAGAAGAAUCUUGUUUCUGUGUACCGGUUGUGUAAUGCUAAUCAAGUCUCUGUUGGAUUUUUCCCUACUCAUUUUCAGGUGAAGGAUCUCAGCACGGGGUCCCCUUCCUGCAAGGCAAAACCAAUAAUGAGUUAUAUGAGUGGCCAAUGA